AAAUGAAUCAAGCAUCAAGAUCAUUUAUCUAGAAGAUGCCAAGCUUCGAAGCCCGGCUCAAUCCUUGGUGCAGCCAUUGAGUAGCAGCUCAACGAGAAAGGGUGCAAAGCGAGGGACAGCGCAAAAGGGAUCAGAUGACGAGCUAGUUGGGUGGGGUGAGAGUGGGUCACAUAACAUGAGGAUGGCACCUGACCGGCCGUAUAUAUGUGUGUCUGUGUGUGGAGGCGGCAGCAUAGCAAUAAGCAGAGAGCGCAGAGGAGAUGCCCAUCAUAAGCGGGUGGAAGAGGAAGGGCGGACGAUAAAUAGGGGGAAGGCAGCCAGUUCUUGUGCUUCUCUUGUCAUACUUCUCCUGAGUUUGGUGCUAUCCGAGUCUUCCAUUUGUUGCGGAGAUAGAGGGAGAGGAAACGCAGAUACCAGGAAGCGGCAGAGGAGGAUGAGCCAGGAGGGCCAAGCGGCGAACGAGAUGGUGGAGGACGGGUGCUUCUGCUUCGAGCAAGAGAGCGUCUUCACCGUCAGUAAGACGUCGCACUUCUUCGCCGGCGACGGGUUCAACGUCUACGAUUCCAAGGGGGAGGUCGUGUUCAGGGUGGAUAACUACGGGGGACCAGAUACGAGGGAUAGAGACGAGAUGGUUCUCAUGGACGCGCAAGGCAAAUGCAUCCUCACCGUCAGGAAAAAGAGGCCGAGCCUCCACCAUCGGUGGGAAGGAUUUGAAGGAGAGAGGAAAGAUGGGCAGAAACCCAGCUUCAGCGUGAGGAGGUCGUCCAUCAUCGGCACCGGCGGCAGCAACACCUCCGUCACGGUGGAAGUGUACGGCAGCGACACCAACUCUAUCUCUGCCGAAUACCAGAUCGACGGGUCUUACCCCCAGAGAUCCUGCACCGUUUACGACAGCAGCUCGAGGGAGACGCUGGCAGAGGUGAGGAGAAAGAAGGUGAGCGACGAGGUCGUGCUUGGGAAGGAUGUCUUCUGCCUCUGCGUCAAAGCCGGGUUCGAUAGCGCCUUUGCCAUGGGAAUGGUGCUGGUAUUAGACCAGAUCUACGGGGAUCAGCCCGCUACCACCUUGCACGACGCCCCUGCCAUUACACCCACUCAGCAGCAACUCCCUCUGGAGACCUCUUAAUGGCCUUCAUCUUUCAUCUGUAAGAACAAGGAGAGGAAGACUCUGUGUGCGUGUGCAAACACGUGCUUGUGUGUGUUUUCGCGUGUGUGUGAGGCUGUAGUGUAGCUGUUCUUCAUGGUCGACAAAGACGAAUUUCUCCGAUUCUGUAUAUGACCCCACUGUCUCCUUCGAAUUCCUUAUAACAUGACGACACACGUUUUGUUUGAGUUCUCUGUAUGAUUCGGAGGAAAGAUUUUUCUUUGAGGCAGUACCGGAGAUAAAAGAGCUUUGGAAAUUCUCAUUC
Molecule: messenger RNA, 1406 nt
Organism: Nymphaea colorata (pocket water lily)
Lineage: Eukaryota; Viridiplantae; Streptophyta; Magnoliopsida; Nymphaeales; Nymphaeaceae
Product: protein LURP-one-related 5
Exons: 2
Coding region: 176-1123 (315 amino acids)
Source: RefSeq, a predicted model, not a curated record